Messenger RNA from Paraphaeosphaeria sporulosa, 600 nucleotides. RefSeq names its product GTP cyclohydrolase I. Gene Ontology annotation, biological process: tetrahydrobiopterin biosynthetic process; tetrahydrofolate biosynthetic process. Gene Ontology annotation, molecular function: GTP binding; zinc ion binding; GTP cyclohydrolase I activity. The record is from RefSeq and is a predicted model, not a curated record. Gene Ontology annotation, cellular component: cytoplasm. The annotation marks the transcript as partial. Lineage: Eukaryota; Fungi; Ascomycota; Dothideomycetes; Pleosporales; Didymosphaeriaceae. The transcript is spliced from 2 exons.
ACUCAGAAGAACAGCAAGUCAGCAGAGAUCGCGAGUGAAAAAAAAUUGGCGAGAUUAUGCGGUGCAGUUCGGACGAUCUUGGAGUGUAUCGGCGAAGAUCCCAGUCGCGAUGGCCUACUAGACACACCAACUCGUUAUGCGCAAGCGCUUCUUUUUUUCACCAAGGGAAAUGACGACGUUCUUGCCAAUAUCGUCAACAAUGCUGUCUUUAAAGAAGAUCAUGAUGAGCUUGUCCUCGUGAAAAACAUAGAAAUAUUCUCUAUGUGCGAGCAUCAUCUAGUGCCCUUCACGGGAAAGAUGCAUAUUGGGUACAUCCCUAGCGGCGGUCGAGUAAUCGGACUUUCCAAGCUCGCGAGGAUUGCCGACAUGUUUUCCCGCCGACUACAGAUACAGGAACGCCUCACCAAACAGGUAGCCCUGGCGAUAUCUGAGAUCCUCCAGCCAGAAGGCGUCGCGGUCAUAGUGGAGUGUAGCCAUCUCUGUAUGGCCAUGCGUGGAGUCCAGAAAACAAGCGCGACUACAACAACUAACUGUAUGCUGGGUAGCUUGAGCUCUGAUGCAACAAUGGGGCGAACAUUUCUGGAGCUUGUGAAGUUGUAG